GCUCAUUUUUUCGGCCCUCCACUUAUCGAUUGGGGUUGACGCAGCACGGAGCUCAAUGCCAGCAGAGUUGGAGGUGUGAGGCGGUUGUCGUCUAGGAGUGGACAGCAUGGAUCAUCUUCAAACACUACUCACGGAAGAAGACAUGAAAUGGGACAAGCUACUGGACAAUGUCAUCAAGUCAGCCGACGUCAUCCUGUGGGGCACCACGCCCACCUACCCGCCUUACACCCCACCUUUGCAGCAGCAGCCGCCGCCGCCGCCACCUCCCAAAGACAACGUCGGGAGUCUGGACUGCGGCGUCCGUCCUCCCCUCGAGCCUGCAGCGGGCGAGAGCAAAGCCCCGGGGGAUUUCUCGCCCCUGGGAGACGCUCGCCAGCAGCUGGGGACGUUGAUGGAGACCCCACCCUGCAUGGACGACGACCUGGCCAAUGUUCUCGAUGACUUCUGGUUGCCCGACUACCUGGCCAGCAGUCAGGGGUCCAUUAACCAGGCUAACGAUGCAAUGGUGAUGCCGCUGGCUGAAGAUGUAAACCUGCCUCUUGCCGGAAGACAAGCUACAUUUAAUGGCGAGAUGAUGUGCGGGGCGACGUCUCCCACUGACACUUUUGAUCUCGCAACAAAUUCAUCACAAUGCAUAAGUCAGUGUUACAAGAACAAUAACCAGCAGGAAGGAGAGCGGCCGUACAUCAAGAAGCCACCAAAUGCCUUCAUGCUGUUCAGGAAAGAGCAGAGCCCAAACGUGGUCGCUCAGUUCAACAUCACUAACUCUGCUGCCGUUAAUAAAAUCCUAGGAAAGAUGUGGAAAUCUCUGCCAAAGAAGCUGCAAGCCAAGUACUACCAGCAAGCUGAAGAGCACAAACUCAUCCACAGCCUGCAGCACCCCAACUGGUCCUGCACAGAAAACUAUGGCAAAAAGAGGAAGCGGGAUCGAGGAAAGCAAAGCGCCGGAGUCUCAGUGACGACGGAGGACUUGGAGGACGGCCCGUAUUGCCACUAUCACGAGUGUGCUGUGAGGGACACGCAACCGCAUGGCUGCUGAAACGACGACUGGUUUUACACUCACCGACCUUCACAUUAGCGUCUGCACAGGAGCCUUUGGAGGACAGGCCGUGCUCUCACGGUCCGUCCUCACUGGAUGGAACAGAUGAUGAGGCACAGACACCGCAGUCACUGGCUGCUGGUGAUGGGAACCAGGUGGGGCUGGUGGACGGGCUG
Messenger RNA from Dunckerocampus dactyliophorus (ringed pipefish), 1215 nucleotides. RefSeq names its product protein pangolin-like. Gene Ontology annotation, molecular function: RNA polymerase II cis-regulatory region sequence-specific DNA binding; DNA-binding transcription factor activity, RNA polymerase II-specific. Gene Ontology annotation, biological process: canonical Wnt signaling pathway; regulation of transcription by RNA polymerase II. Gene Ontology annotation, cellular component: beta-catenin-TCF complex; catenin-TCF7L2 complex. The coding region runs from base 107 to 1039 and encodes 310 amino acids. The transcript has 9 exons. NCBI's taxonomy places the organism in Eukaryota, Metazoa, Chordata, Actinopteri, Syngnathiformes, Syngnathidae. The record is from RefSeq and is a predicted model, not a curated record.